Talaromyces marneffei is the source of this 2250-nucleotide messenger RNA. RefSeq lists its product as uncharacterized. Gene Ontology annotation, molecular function: RNA polymerase II general transcription initiation factor activity; protein binding. Gene Ontology annotation, cellular component: transcription factor TFIID complex. The record is from RefSeq and is a predicted model, not a curated record. Bases 1 to 2250 code for a protein of 749 amino acids. The transcript is spliced from 5 exons. Lineage: Eukaryota; Fungi; Ascomycota; Eurotiomycetes; Eurotiales; Trichocomaceae. Gene Ontology annotation, biological process: transcription initiation at RNA polymerase II promoter.
AUGUCCGCACCAGGCGGUGGUGCCCCCAGCCCUGCUCCACGCAGUGGCAGCAUUGGUCCCAAUGCCACUAUGCCAGUGCCUCAACAGCAGCCUAUCGCUGCUAACCCGCCGGUAAUCCAUACGCCUACGACUCCAGGCCCGUCGGGGCCUUCUCCUGCUCCUGUUUCGCAGCAGAAUCUGAAUCAGAUUGUCAUCGACUACUUGGCCAAGAAGGGUUACACCAGAACUGAGGCUAUGCUUCGUAUGGAAUCUGCGAGUCAAGACAUUGAUGGCAGAUCUCUACCUCAACUCAACGAAAACCAACGACCAAAGUACAGGAAUGGAUUUGAUCUUCUCAAGAAUUGGAUCGAAGACAAUCUUGACCUUUACAAGCCCGAACUUCGACGAGUGCUCUGGCCUCUAUUCGUUUAUUCAUUCUUAGAUUUGGCGACCGCCUUGUACCCCCAAGACGCAGAACAAUUUUUCAGCGCAAAUAAGAAUCUAUUCCUACCCGAGCAUAGCGAAGACAUUAGGUCACUACAGAAGAUCAGCCUGCCAGAACAUGUCCAGGACAACGCGACCGCAAAGUUAUAUCGAGGAAAUAAAUACCGUAUCAUCCUAAGCAACCCUGCGUUUUCCAACUUGAUGCAGUUUUUGGAAAGCAAGUCAAAAGAAGGAGGAGCUGUAAUGUCCGCAAUACUCAGCAGUUAUUGCAGUAUCGUCACCAAGGAUCGCGCCGCCGAUGAACGCUUCAGCUUUGCUGCAAUGUUAGGCCGUGCUGAUCAAACAAGCACGUUCCCCGCGGAAGAUGAGGGUAUACCUGGUCACCAUCCUGGAUCUGCGUACACUGGCGAUAAUCCUGUUAUGGCCGGUACGCUACCCAAGCUCAGACUUGGAAAGCUACCGCCAGAGCCAGAGUUAGAAAGUGACGUACGUGCCGAGCUGGAGGAACACGAUUUGAAGAAUCCACCUCCUCCAGGCCGCAAUACACUUGUUCAAGAGUAUGAUCAGAUGAUCAAAAAGGAAGAAGAUGAGGAUGCGCCUUCACAUGCUGAAAUUGCGUUUCCUCCAUCAACUGCUCGUGAUGUUGCCAUGGAAGUGCAGCGUGUCAAGGAGAAUCGCGACCGGUUUCGCAUCGAAGGUCGCACUGGAGGUGUCGGUGUUGCAUGUUCUGUCUGUCUUUUUACGUUUCACAAUACUUACGACCGAAUGAUUUGCACUGAUUUCUCCGAUGACAACAUGCUGGUUGCUGCGGGGUUCGAAGAUUCGUACAUUCGCGUUUGGAGUCUUGAUGGGAAAGCUAUUAAAGCUACACACGAAGGUGUAGAAGAGCACACGAGCACGCCGUCCAACUCAAAACGUCUCUUUGGCCAUUCAGGGCCUGUUUACGCCGUCAAAUUUGCUCCAUCAGCACAACGGUCAGAAAGUGAAAUGGCUCCUACGAAUGCUCGAUGGCUUCUUUCGUCCUCUGCAGACAAAACGAUUCGACUCUGGUCACUAGACUUAUGGCAGUGCAUGGUGGUCUACAAGGGACACGAUCAGCCCGUUUGGGAUCUUAGCUGGGGUCCAUUCGGUUAUUACUUUGUAUCUGGUGGACAUGACAAGACUGCGCGACUAUGGGCUACUGAUCGAAUUCGGCAACAGCGAAUCUUUGCAGGACAUGACCAAGACGUUGAUUGUGUCUGUUUCCAUCCAAACUCGGCAUAUGUCUUUACUGGAAGUUCAGAUCGCACAGUUCGCAUGUGGGCGGUGACUACUGGAAACGCCGUACGUAUGUUUACUGGUCAUACUGGCAACAUCACAGCUCUUGCCUGCAGUCGCAACGGCAAGCUGCUUGCAUCGGCAGAUGACCACGGAUCUAUCUUUCUAUGGGAUCUAGCACCUGGCCGUCUAUUGAAGCGUAUGCGCGGACAUGGUAAGGGUGGUAUCUGGUCUUUAGACUGGAGUGUGGAAUCUACUGUUUUAGUCUCUUCAGGCGCAGACAAUACUGUGCGUGUAUGGGAUAUUGCACCACCAGCACCCGAACCAUCAGCCAAUACAGCACGAUUGGCCACUGAGACAGGAACGGGGGCCAAAGUCGAUGCCAAUGCGACUUCCUCUGCUGCCCAGCCAUCUGCUACGGUGGGGCCUGGUGGUAGCAAGAAGAAAGGUAAAGAGAAUGUGGUGACUCCUGACCAGAUCAGUGCUUUUCCCACGAAGAAGAGCCCGGUCUAUAAGGUCAAGUUUACGAAUAUGAACUUGAUUGUUGCUGGAGGUGCUUAUCUUCCGUGA